This is a messenger RNA of Zychaea mexicana, 1314 nucleotides long. RefSeq names its product cell differentiation protein rcd1. Bases 1 to 1143 code for a protein of 380 amino acids. Gene Ontology annotation, biological process: mRNA catabolic process; negative regulation of translation. Gene Ontology annotation, cellular component: CCR4-NOT complex; P-body; CCR4-NOT core complex. The transcript is spliced from 7 exons. The record is from RefSeq and is a predicted model, not a curated record. NCBI's taxonomy places the organism in Eukaryota, Fungi, Mucoromycota, Mucoromycetes, Mucorales, Lichtheimiaceae.
AUGCAUCCGAAUUCUCAGUAUCAUCAAUACCUUCAGCAACCAUCGUUGUCAGGUGGAGCAACACCCAAUCCACUCGCAGCAGUGUUACAAUCAGCGGGUACAGGCACUGCAGGCGUCAAUGCUUUGUCACAGCAAUAUUCUGCCUUGGGUGCACCCGUCAGCGCUGGUGGCGAUCCAUUUGCUGCAUAUUCUGUGCUCAUGAACAGCAAUCCAGCGGCAGCGGCGGCAGCAGCUGCACAAAAUGCAAUGACCUCUGGCAAUUCUACCAUGAACUUUCCAUUUUUACAGCAAGAUCACCAAGUACAGCAAAAAUUGGCACAACUGGAUGAAGAAAAGAUAUAUACACUUGUUCUCGAGCUUUUGAACCCAUCACUUCGAGAGCAAGCUUUGCUGGAUUUGAGCAAGAAACGUGAACAGUAUGAAGAUCUUGCUCUUGUUCUUUGGUACUCUUAUGGCGUCAUGUCGGUUCUUCUGCAAGAGAUUGUCUCGGUGUACCCCAUGCUGACACCCCCUACCUUAAAUGGCGUCACUUCAAACAGAGUAUGCAAUGCGCUGGCGCUUUUGCAGUGCGUCGCUAACCACAACGAGACUCGCACAUUGUUUUUACACGCACAUAUACCUUUAUAUCUAUAUCCAUUCCUUAAUACAACAAGCAAAACACGACCGUUCGAAUAUCUGCGUUUGACAAGCCUUGGUGUUAUUGGUGCAUUAGUCAAGAACGACAAUCCUGAGGUGAUUAGUUUCUUGUUAUCAACCGAAAUAAUUCCCCUAUGUUUGCGGAUCAUGGAAACUGGAAGCGAAUUGUCGAAAACGGUAGCAAUCUUUAUAGUACAGAAGAUACUUUUGGAUGAGACCGGAUUGUAUUAUAUUUGUCAGACAUAUGAGCGAUUCUAUGCUGUUGCAACGGUUUUACAUACUAUGGUUAAUCAGCUCGUGGAAACACAGGCAAUCAGACUGUUGAAGCAUGUUAUUCGGUGCUACCUUAGGCUUUCAGAUAAUCCAAGGGCGCGAGAGGCAUUGCGUCAAUGUUUACCGGAGCCAUUGCGGGAUACCACAUUUCAUGCAGUGUUGAAAGACGACGGGGCAACUCGACGAUGCCUUGGACAACUUUUGAUCAAUCUGUCGGAUGGUCCAAUGAACUAAACAGUUCCCAGUAUAUAUUCAUUCUACGCAUUUGCAAAUACGACUCAUAAUCCUUCAUUGCAAGAUAAAUUAACAGCAGUUUUCAUCCGUAUACUACAUUGACUCGUGAUACGGUUCUGGUCACAGAAUAAGCAACAGCUUGCGCCCCUUGUGUAUAUUCAAAAAGACAUU